This is a messenger RNA of Lineus longissimus, 1614 nucleotides long. RefSeq names its product b(0,+)-type amino acid transporter 1-like. The transcript is spliced from 11 exons. Gene Ontology annotation, biological process: amino acid transmembrane transport. Gene Ontology annotation, cellular component: membrane. Lineage: Eukaryota; Metazoa; Nemertea; Pilidiophora; Heteronemertea; Lineidae. The coding region runs from base 98 to 1531 and encodes 477 amino acids. Gene Ontology annotation, molecular function: L-amino acid transmembrane transporter activity. The record is from RefSeq and is a predicted model, not a curated record.
UAUAGUUUUUUUAUGUACUGGUGAUUCGCGCGUAAUAUAGCUUGGUAGGCAAUUUUACAGCCUUCAAACGCUAGCAGAAAUCGGAAUCGAAGCAAUCAUGCCAGAUGUGUCUACCGAUGGCAAGGAUAAAGUUCGGUUGAAGAAGAAAUUCGGGUUACCAACUGGCUUGUCGCUUGUCAUUGGCUCCAUCAUAGGUUCCGGUAUCUUCAUCACUCCUAGCGGAAUAGCCGCGGAGGUUGGAUCAGUGGGAGCAACACUCCUCGUAUGGUUCAUGUGCGGCAUCAUAUCAAUAUUUUUGUCAUUUGCGUACGCCGAACUUGGAACCCUGAUCAGGCGCCAGGGUGGGGAUUACACCUACAUACUGCAGGGGCUUAAGGGUUUCCACAAGUUCUUUGGUCCGCUGCCAGCGUUCUUGUUCCUGUGGAUGAAGUUGGUGACUGGCCCAGCAACUGUUGCCAUAGCCGCCCUAUCAUUUGCGCGUUAUAUCGUUUUUCCAUUUUUUCCGGAUUGCGACACGCCUCUUUAUGUGAUUCGAAUAGUUGCUGCAUUCUGCAUUCUUUCAGUUGUAUUGAUCAACAUGAGCAGUGUCACUCUUGUAUCACGAGUGUUGGUGCUAUUUACUACCGUAAAGAUGGCUACCAUAGGUAUGAUUGUAAUCGCCGGGAUCGUACGGAUGACACAAGGUCACACCCAUCAUCUGAGCACUGGCUUUGACGGCAGCGCCACAUCACCUGGUAGCUAUGCUGUCGCGUGUUACAUGGGCCUCUUCGGCUUCGAGGGAUGGGAUAACUUGUGUACAGUUGUGGAAGAAAUGGUCAAUCCGAAACGGAACGUGCCCCUGUGCUUAUUUUCAGGGAUAAGUAUAGUCAUUGUGGUAUAUAUUCUGGCCAACUGUUCAUACUUCACCGUGAUGUCUCCUUAUACAAUGCAGCAGUCUGGAGCAGUAGUCAUGUCGUGGGCAGAACAUGUUAUCGGUCCCGCCUCCUAUGUAAUCCCAGUCCUGGUAGCCUGCUCGGUAUUCGGGAUGCUCACAAGCCUAAUCCUCACUGACUCCAGGAUCUUCUUCGCCGGAGCCAGGGAAGGUCAGCUGAUGUCGGCCCUGUCAAUGGUGCAUGUGACCAAGGCAACACCCAUGCCGGUAUUGUGUUUUCAGGCGACCCUUGGUUUUAUCUAUACCUGCGUGUCCGACAUCUACAGUCUUAUGAGGUACAGGAUAUUUUGUGAGAUUGUCUUUCGAGCCAUGACAAUAUGUUGUUUGGUGAUCUUGAGGAGGACAGCUAAUGAUAACAGAAAUAACGUUUUUAAGACUCCGGCUCCUAUUCUCGGCACCAGUAUUUUGUUGUGCUUCUUCCUAAUAGUGGCCCCAGUUGUGGACAAGCCGAGGAUAGAGACCCUUUACGCCGUACUUAUGGUACUCGUGGGAAUAGUCUUCUAUGUUCCGUUUGUCUAUUACAAAAUCAAGCUACCAUUCGUAGACAAGCUGACUAGAUUCAUCCAAAAGCUAUUCCUAGUGGUGCCGACAAUGGAGUGAUGUCCGAAAACGGAGACAUGCUGAUUUGAGAACUUUCUGAGACGAAGCGCUGAUAUUUUUUAAAUGUAUUCGUGAGAUGGCGU